Saccoglossus kowalevskii is the source of this 1251-nucleotide messenger RNA. Its product is annotated as NADH dehydrogenase [ubiquinone] 1 beta subcomplex subunit 5, mitochondrial-like. Gene Ontology annotation, cellular component: respiratory chain complex I. Lineage: Eukaryota; Metazoa; Hemichordata; Enteropneusta; Harrimaniidae. The record is from RefSeq and is a predicted model, not a curated record.
CCAGUCUGAUAUCUGUGUCAAGAUGGCGGCUGCUGGACUUUUGUCGAGGUUUCUGCAGGUUUCUCGCCUUAGAGUACCUCUUCAAAGGGCGAAUUUGAUUCUACAACAACCAACAAAAAAUGCUUUAGUGCCUAUGAUAGGGCGUGGUAUGUCUGGUGGCGCAGCUCGGCGAUUUGAAGUGCGUCCCUCUAAGUAUGUGGAAAAAAGACUGUGGCGUAUGGUUGGGUUUUACACAAUGUUGACUGCACUUCCAGCUGCUGUUGUAAUAACAUAUAUAAACGUUUUUAUUGGGGAAGCCAAAUUAACUGAAAUACCAGAAGGUUAUGAGCCAGAACAUUGGGAAUACCAUCAACAUCCAAUCACUCGAUGGUUAGCUAGAUACGUGGUUGGUGCACCUCAAAAGGAGUAUGAAAAAUUCAUUGAUUACCUUGAAAUAGAAAAUGAAAAGAAACAACUUAGAUCACAAGAGAAGCAAGUACGUCGUAUGAUGAGGCAACAUGGGGACGGUCAUUGGUACUACUACCCAACCCCAUCACCUGAUGUCUACGAUGAUAAAUCAUAGUCACCUUUGUAAAUCAUUAUAAGUUUGUUUUAAAAAUCAAUUGUUUUAUUUAGUAGCCUUGAGUUUAUGAAGAUUUUGUUCACUGUCUAUCCUUGCGGAUCUCCAGUUUUAGUACAAAAUUUGUAUAGAUCUGCUAGUCACCAGAAUGUAAUGCAUUAAAACCACCCUUUUAAGUAUCUACAGCUUUGAACUGUUAACAAACCGUCUCUGAAAUUGCUCUUUACUGUUAGUUACCUGUAGCUGUAAAUUAAGUGAUUUUUUUGUUAGUUUUGACUGCUUACUAAUGACCAAAUAAAUUUUCUGCAGUGUUUCAUGGCAAGGCAGAUAUCGAUCAUUUCCUGACAUUUCUCAGCUUGCAUGUUAUAUAUCCACACACGUUUGAAAAAAAAAUUCUUUCUUUUAGUACGUGUGUCAAAUCAACAUAUACCGUAUUUGCUGUAUUAGAACCACAUCUUCAAUAGUGCAUGUGCAUAUAAACCAAAAAUCGCAUUGGCUGUGUAUAAAAUCAUCAAAAUAUUACCUCUUCUGACAAAAGAAAAUACUGUGUAAUUUAUGCAAGUGCAUAUGCUGCUACUACAGUAUAAUAGAGCAAAUACAGUAAUAUGUUAAAUAUGGCACCAAUAAUAAGGUAAUUGAACAAUUAAAGAUUUGUUGUAUAAUAUUUUGGUCUGAGUAGUUCAUCAAAUCUA